This is a messenger RNA of Oppiella nova, 294 nucleotides long. Lineage: Eukaryota; Metazoa; Arthropoda; Arachnida; Sarcoptiformes; Oppiidae. The record is from the annotation of a GenBank genome assembly.
GGUGUAUUCGUGAGAGUGAAAGACAAGUCACUUCACGCCGAGUGCUUCCGAUGUGCCACAUGUGGGACUUCGUUGAAAAACGUCGGCUACUUCACCAUCAAUGAGAAACUCUACUGCGAUAUACACGCCAAACAAGUGUCUAACCUAAUCACACCCGGCGGUGUCAUACUACCCGUCUCGCCCAACCAAAUCAGCAACAAUAUCGGCCCCAAUGUGUCAACCAAUUCAUACAACGCUACACAGAAUCGAGUGGCUCAGGGCUCACCACCUAAUCCGGGUCCUGUCCCAUAUCAU